Oryza brachyantha (malo sina) is the source of this 881-nucleotide messenger RNA. Its product is annotated as oil body-associated protein 2A-like. The record is from RefSeq and is a predicted model, not a curated record. The transcript is spliced from 2 exons. Lineage: Eukaryota; Viridiplantae; Streptophyta; Magnoliopsida; Poales; Poaceae. The coding region runs from base 38 to 790 and encodes 250 amino acids.
AUCAUCGAAAAUACUACCAGCAAGUGAGUUCGAUCGGAUGGCGUCCAGCGACGAUAAGCCUCUCCCUACGCCGGCCUCUGGCACCGGCGGCGGCAGCGCCGCGCCGCCGGGGAAGCCGACGACGGUGGAGUCGCUCGUGCUGGACAAGGGCGCGGCGAUGCUGCAGUCGCUGCGGCCGGUGAAGCAGAUCAAGCGUCACGUGUGCACUUUCGCGCUGUACGCGCACGACCCGCACCGUCAGGUGGAGACCCACCACUUCGUCUCCCGCCUCAACCAGGACGUCCUCCAGUGCGCCGUUUACGACACCGACGACAAGAACGCCCGCCUCAUCGGUGUCGAGUACAUCGUGUCGCGGAAGAUCUUCGACUCGCUGCCGGCGGAGGAGCAGCGGCUGUGGCACUCGCACGCGCACGAGAUCAAGGCGGGGCUGUGGGUGAGCCCGCACGUGCCGGAGACGCUGGAGAAGGCGGAGCUGGAGCAGAUGGCGUGCACGUUCGGCAAGUUCUGGUGCACCUGGCAGGUGGACCGCGGCGACCGCCUCCCGCUCGGCGCGCCGGCGCUGAUGGUGUCGCCGCAGGACGAGCCCGCGGGGGCCGUGCUCCCGGACCUCGUGCGCAAGCGCGACAACAGGUACGGCUACUCCACGAAGGAUCUCCGGGCGGAGAGGGCCAACGUGCAGGUGCCGGCAGGGGCGCGCCCGGGGCAGGCCGACUACUGGCUCUGCCACCGCAAGGGCUUCGCCGUGGACGUCGUGCCGCACGAGAUGAAGCGCCACGCGCCGUUCCCGUGACCGUGAGGAAGUACGCCGGCAGAAACGCACGAGUCGUCUACGUGAACGUAGUGUAGAAAAACAUACGUGGAUCCUUGUAUCGUGUGUACCG